CAAACAAACCCGGGACUAAACCCACCCCCGCACGCCUCCCGUAUAUAUCCACGCGGCGACCCCAAUCCGCCCCCCUCCUGUGAUCGGUCGAUCGUGCCCCCCGUGCCGUGCCAAAAAGCGGUCAGGCGAGCGAGCGAGCGCGCUGGCGUCCUCCAUCCUCGGCGAGGGCUCUGGGGCAGCGGCGGCGGCGACCGGGAGCGCGCCGAUGGAUCGCUGCCGGAAGCGGCCCGACUCCGACCCCGAGGGCUCCGGGGAGCCCGAGCCCCCCGCCGAUAAGCGGCCCUGCACGGCGGAACCCUCGACCUCCGCGGCCGCGGCCGCGGCUCCUCCCCCGCGGGCGGAGCAGGGCGGCUCGGAUAUGGACACCUCGUCGUCCGGCCACGCCGGCGACGCUGAUGCAGACGCGGAUGACGGGGACGGCGAUGGCGAUGGGGAUGGGGACGGGGACGGCGGGUCGUCGUGCGAGUCGGAUGGGGACGGGAGCCCGAGGCCGCGCGGCGCGCGGGCCGGGAGGUUCCAUCAGAUGGUGGAGGCGGUGGCGGCGGAGGGCGCGGGGCAGGACGCGCUCGUGGCGGCGCUGACGGAGCUCUGCAAGGAGCUCUCGUUCUGCGCCGAGGACGCGGGGGGCUACUUCCCCACGGAGGCGGCCGCGCGGGCGCUGGUGCGGCGGGCCGGCGGUGGCGCCGACGGCGAUGGUGCGGAGGCUGCCCCCGACGUGGUUCUGCUCUCCGUGCGCGCCAUCACGUACCUCUGCGAUGCCAUGCCGCGCGCCGCAGACUCUGUCGUCCGCCACGGCCUCCUCCCCUUGCUCUGCUCUCGGCUCCUUGCCAUCGAGUACCUUGAUGUCGCUGAGCAGUGCUUGCAAGCAUUUGAGAAGAUAUCACGGCGGCAGCCUACCCAGUGCUUGCAGGCAGGCAUGAUCACCGCUGUGCUGACAUACAUUGACUUCUUCACUGCAAGUAUUCAGAGGGUUGCAGUGUCAGCUGUCGCAAAUGCCUGCAAAAAGGUCCCUGCAGAUUGCUCCCAUUUUGUUGUGGAUUCAGUCCCAACACUGUGUAAUCUUCUGCAAUCCGAGGACAAGAUGGUAGUGGAGAAGGUUGCAGCUUGCUUGAUAAGCAUCGUGGACUCUUUUAGCAGUUCAAUUGAUCUUCUUGACCAGCUCUGUCACCAGGGCAUCAUAGAGAAGGUCCUACCUUUGAUCCACACUGGUGGACUCACGGCCCUUAGCCCAUCGACUUGCAGCAACCUGAUUGGGCUUCUUGCCAAGCUAGCCUGUUCGUCACUUGUGGCAGUGAAGUCUCUCUUUGAGCUGAAUGUUGGGAGCACAAUAAAGGGGAUUUUGGUCACUUCAGACCUAUCUCAUGGCAUGCCAUACUUACCUUUGGAAAAACAAAACAAUCAGGUAUAUGAAGCUCUGAAACUAGCAAACCAGUUGAUUCCUUCUGCUGCAAGAGACGUUGAAGACACCCAGAUCAUACUUGCGAAAGAAAAAAUUAUUACGGAUGAACCAAGGUUCCUGUGUCAGUUCUCUAGGGAUAUUCUUCCUGUCUUGAUCAAGGCGGUGAACUCUGGUGCCAAUUCGUACAUUUGCUAUGGCUGUGCUUCAAUAGUGAACAACAUUUGUUACUUCAGUAAACCAGAAACGCUUCAAGAGUUGCUCAAAGAAACGAACAUAUCAAGCUUCUUGGCUGGUUUAUUGUCUAGAAAGGAUCAUCAUGUCCUGACCUCAUCACUAAAGAUAAUCGAGAUUCUUAUGCAAAAGCUUCCUGAUGCUUACCUGGGAUCCUUUAUCAAGGAAGGUGUAGUUUAUGCAGUUGAGGCUCUUCUUACACAAGAGGAUUGCUCAAAAUCCACUCGUCUGCUUGAUGACAUGCAACAAUCAGGGACUCAACCUGUCAUAAGAAAUAAAUCUAAAUGUUUCUGCUAUGCAUUUGAUGCCCACAGAUCUGAAGCUGCUGAAACAAGGGCUUGUAGGAUUGGGAAUGACAGUCUUUUUACUUUUGCAAGGCAUGUGAAGUCAACCUACUUCACUAAGGAAGUAGUGAGUUCUGAGAUAGGGGUAACUGAGAUUUUGCAGAAACUCAAAACUUGCUGCGCAGUUUUAAACGAGACCGCAGACAAGUCAUCAGAACAAGAUAAUCUUCAAAAUGAAGAAUACUUAUCUACCAUUUUAAGUGAGGUGAUGAUGGAGCUUCAUGGGGGAGAAACAAUGACAACCUUUGAAUUCCUUGAGAGCGGAUUAGUCAAAUCUUUAUCAAAUUACCUCUCGAAUGGCAAGUACCUCCAGGCGGAGGAAAAUAUGAGUUGCAGCUCUGACCAUUUUUUGGCUGUGGUGAAAAGAUUUCAAUCAUUUGCUCGGAUGUCAUUCUCAAGAAUGGGCCAAAAUUGGAGUGAUAUGCUCUUGACACUGUUAGUAAGGAAGCUACAGAAUGCUCUUACUUCUCUUGACAACUUUCCAGUGAUAAUGAGCCACAAUUUCAAGCCAAGGAGCAAUAUUUCUGAUAUCCCUACGAGGCACUCAACAAUUAUUCCAUGUAUCCGAGUACGAUUCAAGAAAGAUGAAGAUGAAACUAACUUGUCAAGCUAUGAUAGUAUUGUGAAUGUGGAAAUAUUAUCAUCCUUGCAUACUAUUGAGGAAUUUUUAUGGCCCAAAGUUAGUACAGAUAUGAACAGUCAGAAGGUUGAAUCACCACCUAGUGGCACUGCUUUGGAAAGCAAAUAUGCUAGUGAUGACUCUCAGGAACGAGAUUCCACACCACAAUCAUCUCCUCCAUCAGAGGGCCUGAUGACUUGCGGAAAUCAAAAUCCAGCUGUAGAACCAUGCCCAAAGGAAGGAACUUCAUCUUCUGGUCAAGCAGAUAAAAGCACAACAAUUGUGAGCGAUCACGCCUUACAACCAAAAUUGGUAUUUAGCUUAAAAGGGAAAGAGCUUGACCGAUCUGUUACUCUGUAUCAAUCAGUCUUGCAGGAUCAGAUCAAUGCAGGGUCUGACAUAAUUCUGGACAUGCAGUUUUGGCGCAAUGUACAUGACAUAAUUUUCAGAACAGCUGCUAACCCAGAGGCUAAUAGAACAGCCAUUAACCCAGAGGCAGAUUCUCUUAAAGGGACUACUGCAAUAUCUUCAGAAAAUGACAGCACAACUGGGUUUAAAUGGCAGAUGCUCCCAUUUUUUUCUAGUAUGUUGCUUGGUAAACUUCCUUGCAAACUUGACAGGUCAAAUCCAUUAUAUGACAUAUUGUUUAUGUUACACAUUUUAGAGGGAUUAAACCGGUAUUCCUUCCACCUCGUCUCUGAUGAGAGAACCCAUUCUUUUGCCCAUGGAAAGAUAACUAACCUUGAUGAUCUGAAGGCAGUAGUUUUCUCGAUUCCUCAUCAGGAGUUUGUCAGUGCCAAACUGACAGAUAAACUGGAGCAACAAAUGCAUGAUCCAUUGGUUUCUAGGUCUAGCUGCCUGCCUUUAUGGUGCACUGAACUGAUGUCUGCAUGCCCUUUCUUGUUUUCGUUUGAGGCAAGAUGGAAGUAUUUCCAACUAACAGCAUUUGGCUCUUUGAAAAACCAUCAUGGACAUAUUAUGGAUGCAAUUGUUAAUACUGUGACAGAAAGGGGACCUUCCCACUCGCGUAAAAAGUUCAAAGUUGAUCGCGAUAAUAUACUGGUCUCAGCUGCUAAAAUGAUGAAGUCGUAUGCUAAGAGCAAUGCUCUACUUGAAGUAGAAUAUAAAGAGGAAGUGGGUACUGGUUUAGGUCCUACAAUGGAAUUCUAUACAUUGAUAAGUCAUGAAUUUCAGAAGUCCGGUCUAGGCAUGUGGAGAGGGGAGCUUCCUUGUGAAGCUGGUACUGAUGAUGCUCAUGUUUCUAGAUUCGUGGUUGCGCCUAAAGGACUGUUUCCUAGACCUUGGUCUACUUCCGCAGACUGUGCUUCCUUUCAAGAAGUAAGCAAACAAUUCCACCUACUUGGUCAGGUUGUUGCAAAAGCAAUUAAAGAUGGCAGAAUUCUCGACAUUCCAUUUUCUAAAGCAUUCUACAAGCUUAUCCUUGGACAGGAGCUUAAUAUAUAUGAUAUCCAGUUAUUUGAUUCUGAACUGGCAAUAUCCCUUAUGGAGUUUCAAGCGAUUGCUUGUCGGAGAAAAUAUGCAGAGUCAAAUUUGACAAGGGACUGCCAGAUUAUGUCUGAUUUGACUUAUCGAGGUUGUAGAAUAGAGGAUCUUGCUAUUGAUUUUGCUCUCCCAGGAUAUCCAGACUAUAUGCUCUCAUCAGGAAGCAGCUCUGAUAGUUUGAACGUUGAGAAUUUGGAAGAAUAUGUUCAUCAUGUUGUCGAGGCAACAGUUAAAAGUGGCAUUGCAAGGCAGAUGGAAGCUUUUAAGUCAGGAUUUAAUGAGGUAUUUCCACUAAACAAACUCGAGGUUUUCUCAGAGGAUGAGCUAGAGCGAUUACUCUGUGGUGAACAAGAUACUUGGGAUUUUGGGAAACUUGUGGAUCACAUCAAAUUUGAUCAUGGUUACACUUCCAGCAGCCCUCCUGUCAUUAAUUUGCUGGAAAUCGUCCAAGAGUUUGGAUCCCAUCAACGCAGAGCUUUCUUGCAAUUUAUAACAGGUUCACCUCGGCUUCCCCCAGGUGGCUUGGCCGCACUAAAUCCGAAGUUCACGGUUGUCCGAAAGCAUAACAGCAAUGAUGCUGACAAUGACCUGCCGAGCGUGAUGACCUGUGCCAACUAUCUUAAGUUACCUCCAUACUCUUCAAAGGAAAAGAUGAGGGAGAAACUCAUCUACGCGAUCACGGAAGGCCAGGGUUCCUUCCACCUAUCCUAACGGAUAAGCCACAACAAUAUGCCACACGCAUUGUAAGUAUCACGUAGGAAUGGAAAGCACGGUGUAAAUCAGGGUGGUUCACUGCUCUUUUAGCUGACACGAUGAUAUGGUGGAGCUGAUUUUAGGAGGAAAAAAAAAAACUACCCUGCUCUGUACAUACUAGGUUUUAGGUGUGUUAAGCAGACAAGUAGUGUGUGUGUGUGUUGGUCGCACAUGGCGACCAUCAGCUUAGUUCGCUACAGAUUUACGUUUGGUGUACAUAUGCGUGCCUGAUACAAAGUGCCUGUGUUAUCUAUGAAAACAACACUGUUCAUUGAUGCUCGCCUUCUGAAGCCUCAUUGCGCCUCCUAAAGCGUCUCCUGAAGCCUGAUUGUGCCUUCUAAAGUGUGGUUGCGUGACCUUUAGCAAAACAUAUAUGUGAAUUAAUCGUGGAUUUCAUAUGAACAAUCUGAUCCGAGCGUAAUGGAUCUAUGCCUUAUAAACAGGGCCGAACUUUUUUU
Setaria italica (foxtail millet) is the source of this 5307-nucleotide messenger RNA. RefSeq names its product E3 ubiquitin-protein ligase UPL4. Gene Ontology annotation, molecular function: ubiquitin protein ligase activity. NCBI's taxonomy places the organism in Eukaryota, Viridiplantae, Streptophyta, Magnoliopsida, Poales, Poaceae. The coding region runs from base 206 to 4807 and encodes 1533 amino acids. Gene Ontology annotation, biological process: protein polyubiquitination; proteasome-mediated ubiquitin-dependent protein catabolic process. The transcript is spliced from 17 exons. The record is from RefSeq and is a predicted model, not a curated record.